UGCAUAUUGGUAUUAUGUGCAACCUGCGCACGUUAGUCGAUGUAUCGUUAAGAUCGUUAAGGACGUUGAAGAAGAGACUGCGUUUGAUGUUUUGGUUUUAUGUUACCGGAAUUUCAGGAAAUUUGAUGUUUGCGUAUGUUAUCUUCGAGUAUGAUAAAGACCGAUAAACACUAGUUAAUAUAAGAACGACGUUCCAACGUAGGAAUAUCGUAUAACUUGUCAUGUUUUUGUUACAUGAUAACUGUUUGCAUAGGUAGAUAGAGUUGUAUAAACGUGAAAUUUGAACGUUUUUGAUACGUUCGGAGUUAUUUUAUGUAGGUUGUUACUAUCAGUAUGAAGCGUCAGAUGAGUAAGGUCUUAGCUGUGCCCAGUAAAUGACCGUAGGUUUUAACUGUUCUUAUUAUUGGUGCCAAGUAACCUUAAAAUACAGGGAAUUUUAACGCAACUUCUGGCGUACAGUUUGAAAUUUAACGUAAUAAUAAAAUAUGUGUCGCAUAGACGUAUUUAUUGUUGCUGUUACCCUGUGGCUGACAGCGUUUGCAAGUUCAUUAACUCCAGAAAUUGUUCAGUAUAGUGAGGAAGAAAGCAGUAUAGUACCGAUCGUACAGAGUGGAGAAUAUGGCACAUUGUAUAACAAGGUAGUUAACAGUGCAGUGGAAUACAUAUUUGUGUUCAAUAAGACUGAGGUGCCUCAAAAACAGCCAGCUCGCAUCAUGGUGGAAUGCAAGAAUUCAAGCAGGAGUUACCCUGUUUUGGUUGUUGUACGACACCAAAAAGGCGUGCUGUCAUGGCAGCUGCCUCUUGUAGUUGAUUCUAGGACAAAUCUCUUCGAAUAUGUGCACACUUCCCGCACGUUAUGCCCCAACAGCAAUUAUGAUUCUCUGAAUAUCCAGAGAGUUGGAAAUGUUAAUGAUGUCAUAGUCAGUGUGUCCACUGCCAGGCCAUACAAUCUUAAUUUCUCACUACUUGUCAGUCAUGAGACUAAUUUCUCCAUCAGGUUGUCUGAAGAAAGGCAUGUUCAUGUGUCACCGGCUGAUCCUCAGUUUUAUGCCUUCAGUUUCCCAGAUGAUGUAGAAACUGUUUUAUUGAGAGUUGACUCUGAUGAUGACAUCUGUAUGACUGUCUCCAUUCAGAAUAGGAGUUGUCCUAUAUAUGAUCUGGAGCGGAAUGUCCAGUUUGAGGGUUAUUGGCAGACUAUGAACAGACGUGGAGGUAUCACCCUUACUAAAACAGCAUUUCCUUUAGGGUUUUUUGUGGUAUUCGUCGUGAAGGGUGAUGACUGGGACUGUUCUGGUUAUUAUGAAACUGUGACAGUUGGGCGUAACAAGUCCCUGAAGUUCUCUGUUGAACGCAGCAUUACAUAUUUUAACUAUAUCAUAUCCACCGUUGGCACAGUGGUAGUGUUCAUGCUGUUCUACAUCUUUUUUGGUGUGGUAUACGUAAUCAAGAAACGUGGUCGGCAAGUGCUGGAUAAUGAUGUGUUGGAUGAUGAAAGCAUUCAGUCUCCUCAGUCUCCUGAAGGCCUGCCCAGCAGCUAUGAUCAGAUUCAUACUCCAGAUGCCAGCAGUAGUGUGACCAGUCCAGGCUUUCUUUCUCCCAGACGUCACUCCGAUUCAUCAUUAGAUGAGACUGACAUUGAUAUGCUCCAUGAUGCUGACAGUGACAAGAAUGUCUUCAGAACAAAAACUGUUCUAACUCUUAUGGACCUGGCACGCAAGGACUCACGAAUUCUGCGCAAGAAAUCACAGCUGUACCUUUGGAACCUGCUCACUGUUGCUGUGUUCUAUUCUCUGCCAGUUGUGCAGCUUGUAAUAACCUAUCAGCUGGUCUUGAAACAGACAGGAAAUCAGGAUCUCUGCUACUACAACUUCCUUUGUGCGCAUCCGUUGGGACUGCUGAGUGACUUCAACCAUGUGUUAUCUAACAUUGGCUAUAUAUUGUUGGGCCUACUGUUCAUUUUGCUGACGUAUCACAGGGAUAUCAUGCAUCGGAAGUCUGACAGUAGACUAGACAAGUACUAUGGAAUUCCACAGCACUAUGGGCUGUUCUAUGCAAUGGGUGCUGCACUUGUGAUGGAGGGUGUGCUCAGUGGUUGCUAUCAUGUAUGCCCUAAUCAGUCCAAUUUUCAGUUUGAUACAAGCUUUAUGUACGUGAUCUCAAUGAUGUGCAUGCUGAAGAUUUACCAGACACGACACCCUGAUAUAAAUGCCAGUGCUUAUACUACAUUUGGUGUGCUGGCACUGGUUAUUCUCGUUGGAAUGUGUGGUGUUCUUUGGGGAACCGUGUACUUCUGGAUUUGUUUCACAGUAGUACAUCUGGUGACAUGUCUAGCAUUAAGCGCUCAGAUAUAUUACAUGGGCCGAUGGAAGCUGGACCCGGGAGUGUUCAGGAGGGUUACUUCAGUGUUGUACAAUGAUCUCAGAGCUAGCCCUUGGCAAUGUAUAAAGCCUGCUUACCCAAACAGAAUGGUACUGCUCGUGUUAGGAAAUGUAUGUAAUUGGGCAUUGGCUAUUGUGGGCUUCCUUUACCACUUAAAGGACUUCGCUACCUAUUUGUUGUCCAUCUUUAUGGCCAACCUUUUGCUGUACUGCAUGUUCUACAUUAUGAUGAAGCUUUGCCACCGGGAACGGAUCUUGCCGCAGCCACUCGUAUACAUUCUCCUGUCAUUUGCUUCAUGGGGAGCUGCUCUCUACUUCUUCUUCAACAAGUCAAUAUCAUGGGCGCUAACACCAGCAGAGUCCAGGACUUACAACCAGCCAUGCGAGAUUUUGGACUUCUUUGACAAACAUGACAUUUGGCACUUCCUAUCAGCUACCAGCAUGUUCUUUUCAUUUAUGGUUUUGUUAACGUUGGAUGAUGACUUAGUUUUUGUUCAUCGCAGUAAAAUAGCAGUUUUCUGAAUCAAGUCAAUGGAAUGGUCUUCAUGGUGCUAAACUUCUGUGAUUCCUACAUGGCUGUUUGAAUGUGUGUUGUAAUUUAAAAUGUUAAACAUUUAUUGCUGUUUGAAUGAGGGUAUGACCCUUUUAAAGUGUUAAUAAUUUCUAAAUGUUAUUACUGGCAGUGGAGUAGGUACCAAACUUGCCCUCAGGUAUCUUUAUGAUUGAGGAGUUUAAUUUAAGUCUGAGUAUUGAAAACAUUAUCACAGUUGAAGCUAAGGGUGGUUUAUAUCAUUUGUUUGCAGAUAUCCUAUCAUUAAUUUAAACAGAAGGAAACUUUAAUAGCUGUGAACUGCAACUUAUGUUAAAGAAGUUAUUUUAUAUCUGUUUCAUUUUAUGUUUUAUUAUUAUAUGUAUGACAAUAGGUUAAAAUGUUUUGUACAGUUGAGCACCCUUCUCCAUUCUCUGACAGUGAUGAUUGCUGCUGGAGCAAUUUAUUUGCUUGCAUGAAAUGUCAUAAUAACAAUAACAAAAUGUCAGAGAUUACAAGCCUUAUACUGAUUCAAUUAAUUUCACCAGUUUUGUUAACUACUGGGUCAGUACAUAUUAUUUAUUGCCUGUUUAUUUACGUGUGCUUAAAAAUAGUAUAUUAAAUAAUGUUUAGAUUGUAAGGUUUGAGGCUUUCACGGUGGUGACUAUGAAGAAAGCAGUCUUCUGGGAUUCGGCAGCGUGUAUAUGUGGUGU
Molecule: messenger RNA, 3620 nt
Organism: Cryptotermes secundus
Lineage: Eukaryota; Metazoa; Arthropoda; Insecta; Blattodea; Kalotermitidae
Product: SID1 transmembrane family member 1
Exons: 16
Coding region: 486-2900 (804 amino acids)
Cellular component (GO): membrane
Source: RefSeq, a predicted model, not a curated record